Messenger RNA from Coturnix japonica (Japanese quail), 3021 nucleotides. RefSeq names its product galactosidase beta 1 (gene GLB1). Gene Ontology annotation, molecular function: beta-galactosidase activity. The record is from RefSeq and is a predicted model, not a curated record. Lineage: Eukaryota; Metazoa; Chordata; Aves; Galliformes; Phasianidae. Gene Ontology annotation, biological process: carbohydrate metabolic process.
CAGCGCUGGGGCCGAACGCCGCCGUGUGCUGUGUGUGCUUUGCUGCCCGCUCGCUGCUGUCAUGCGGCGGCUGCUGUUCCUGCUGGCCGGCCUAGCGGAGCUCCGUGCGGCGAAUAUACCCCAGAGGACUUUUGGGAUUGAUUAUGACCGCAACUGCUUUGUCAAGGAUGGGCACCCUUUCCGUUACAUCUCUGGUAGCAUUCACUAUUCCCGGGUGCCUCGGUAUUACUGGAAAGAUCGCCUCUUGAAGAUGAAGAUGGCGGGGCUGGAUGCAAUUCAGACGUAUGUACCAUGGAACUACCACGAACCCCAGAUGGGCGUGUAUGAUUUUUCUGGUGACAGAGAUCUAGAGUAUUUCCUGCAGCUUGCUAAUGAAAUUGGCUUGCUGGUGAUCCUAAGAGCUGGACCUUACAUCUGUGCAGAAUGGGACAUGGGUGGUCUUCCUGCAUGGCUGUUGGAGAAGGAAUCUAUUGUUCUGAGGUCUUCUGAUUCAGAUUACCUGGCAGCAGUGGAGAAAUGGAUGGGGGUCCUUUUGCCAAAGAUGAAGCAUCAUCUCUAUCAAAAUGGAGGUCCAAUCAUCAUGGUGCAGGUGGAGAAUGAGUAUGGAAGCUACUUUGCUUGUGACUAUGACUAUCUGCGUUCCCUUCUGAAGAUCUUUCGCCAGCAUCUUGGGGAUGAGGUGGUGCUGUUCACAACUGAUGGUGCAAGCCAGUUUCAUUUGAAAUGUGGAGCUCUUCAGGGUCUUUAUGCGACAGUAGACUUUGCCCCAGGUGGAAAUGUCACAGCAGCAUUCCUAGCUCAAAGGAGCAGUGAACCUACAGGCCCUUUGGUUAAUUCUGAGUUUUAUACCGGAUGGCUGGAUCACUGGGGGCACCGUCACGUUGUUGUACCCUCACAAACUAUAGCAAAAACACUUAAUGAAAUCCUGGAACGCGGUGCUAACGUCAACCUGUACAUGUUUAUAGGUGGAACUAACUUCGGCUAUUGGAAUGGUGCUAAUAUGCCUUAUAUGUCACAACCCACUAGUUAUGACUAUGAUGCUCCACUAAGCGAAGCAGGGGAUCUGACUGAAAAAUAUUUUGCCUUGAGGGAAGUCAUUGGUAUGUACAACAAGUUACCAGAAGGUCUGAUCCCUCCAACAACGUCCAAAUUUGCCUAUGGGAGGGUUCGCUUGCAGAAGGUGGGCACUGUGGUGGAGGUUCUUGACAGGCUGUCACCUUCUGGACCAGUGAAAAGCACUUACCCGUUAACCUUUGUUCAGGUCAAGCAGUAUUUUGGGUUUGUGCUGUACAGAACGAAGCUUCCAAAAAAUUGCACAGAGCCAACACAACUGAGUUCACCUUUAAAUGGAGUCCAUGAUCGUGCCUAUGUAUCUGUGGAUGGGGUUCAGCAAGGAGUCCUUGAAAGGGGCAAGUCAUUAAUGAUAAAUAUAACUGGAAAUGCUGGAGCAAAUCUGGACAUCUUAGUAGAGAAUAUGGGCCGAGUCAACUUUGGAAGAUACAAUAACGACUUCAAGGGUCUGGUUUCAAAUUUAACUCUUGAUCAAGAUAUACUUGUUGAUUGGGAAAUCUAUCCCCUAAAUAUAGAUGGAGCAGUGAACCAUUUCAUUCAUGGCUACCCUGGCCAUCCAAAGAGAUCUGGUGGCAAUCCACAGAGUUACGAAGCACCUGCCUUCUACACUGGUACACUUUCAAUUCCGGGAGGGAUUCCAGACUUGCCUCAAGACACCUAUGUCAAAUUUCCUGACUGGACAAAGGGGCAAAUUUGGAUCAAUGGCUUUAAUCUUGGACGCUACUGGCCAGCUCGUGGCCCUCAGUUGACCCUUUUUGUUCCAAGCAAUAUACUUGUUUCAUCAGUGCCUAACAACAUAACAGUGUUGGAACUGGAGCAUUCUCCAUGUAGCACCCUGCUGUGUGAGAUAGAAUUUGUAGACGAACCUAUUAUUAAUGCAACCACACCGUACGAAAAUGAUGCACCCCCCCUGUUUGUUAGAGACAUGCGGCUGAGCCAUCUGUAAUGAUUCAAGUUGUUCUUUACCUUCCCCCUACUUUGCUUCCCGUUUCCUUUAAACACAGUUCCCCUUUUUUAAAGAGUCAGUGUUAAUCAGUACAUUGUCUGAGACAGCUUUUUAAAUUCUUCAAAAACUUUUUUUAAAGCUGGCCAGAGUUAAAUACUCAAAUUCUCUUGGAAAAGGAAACUUUUAACUUCGGAGUUUGCCUUGAACCAUGAAACUGAGCUCCUCUAGAAGAUAAUUGCAGCAUCAAUGUCUACUAAAAACAUUCUUCUGUAGACUGUUUGAUUACAGGAACCCUAUUAUGAUUUACUUUUUACUGUCUUUUGAAACUGGAGAGAAGCCUACAAAAGGACUGAACAAUCCCACAAGCCCUCUGCUUGCUCGUGUGGCCUGGUAGGUCAGUGCUGCGAGUGCAAUGCAGACUGUGGAGAGAGACCUUGUAUUCUGUUUCUGUCCCUUCUGUAAAGCAGAUCGACUGCUUUCCUUCUGCACUCUCCAAAGAGUCUAAUUAAGUUGACAAGUACUAUGACGUACAUGAAAUAUAGGUUGUUUUGGUUGGACCCUAGUCUCUAGUUAACUUAUCUGCAGAAUGUAGUUGUAAAAUGAGCCAUUCUUUUUUUUUUUCUUCUUCUUUUUCGUAUUUUUCCUCAUUAACAUGAGAGUUCUUUUUCAUAGGCUUGAACCUUGGAAGUAGAGGGUUUUAAGUUAAAGAAUCUGAACUCUUUUAUUCAUUAAUUCAUGUCUUCUGUUUUGUUCCAGUAAACCAAUGAUCUUUGUAAGUGCCUGUUAUUUGCAAAGAUAUGCAGUUGAUGUCAGAAAAGCUGACAUUCCACAGCAGACUGAAUCAUCUCUUUAAUUCUUAGGGUUUUGUUAUCAAUCAUGUGAACUUCUUUAUGAGACUUAAAUAAUAGAAAAUUAAGACAAUAAUGUUGAAUAUUUUCAUAAUCUGAGGUUGCUCCCUUUUAUUUUUUGUCUGACAUGAUUAAAAUGGUUCUUUAAAGAUGAAA